CACGAGGUGGAGGGUAGUGACGAGGGGACGGCGUCACUAGGAGAGUGGGGGAGGCGUGUCGGCCAGAGACGCGACCGGUGGCGGUGAUCGAUGGAGGGCGACACCGAUCGGAAGUGGGAGGGGGUGCGGUGCAACGUCAGGAUCGAGGGGGGUAGCCUUGAUCGACGAGGUGGGAGAAGGUGCACUGGGGAGGGCGUCGAGAGAUGCCCUACGCCGGAGGAAGCGCAAGGAGCAGCGCUGAGACCAGACGUACCACGGCGAGCAUGAGCUCCAAGCCAGUGGGGGAAGGGACGACACGAUGGAUGACGGCAUCGGUCAGGGAAGGGGGUUGCGACCAGGACGAGUGGCCAGCGAGGCGAGGGGAGGUGAGCCCGCAACGGACCGAUGGGAGCGGAAGGCCUGACGAGGGGUGGUACUCCCGAAGGUACACUUCCCACUGCUGCCAGGGCGGACGACCAACUAGACCACACCGGGGGACGAAGGGGAAACACACCAGAGCGGGAGGCGAGGGGUGCCACGGCGUACAGGGAGGGCCGUUCCCCGGAGUACUAGCACCACAACCGCUGCAGAGGCGCGGGCGUAGACCAAGCCUGAGGAUGCAACCCAAGCCAAGGGAGGCGGGCCCGCUAGGAGGCGGCGGAGGCAGCCGAGGGUGUGGAAGGCCCAAGGCGGCAAGGAGGGGAUGGGGCGAUCAUCGAUGGGCGACGCCCACCGUAGCCAACGACGAGCGUUUCUGGAUUAGAGAACUCCCAGAGGUUAACUAAGAGCCAGGCGUAGGGGCGCGAGCUAGGCGAGCGGGGAACCAAGGUAUAUUAGCAGGGAACAGUAACCAGUAAGUACCAACACACCUAGGCGAGCGGGGAACCAAGGAGAUCAAACCCAAAGGAUCUCCUGAUGCCCACUGCCUGUAUAUAUACUGUAGCUAUAGUAAUCAAGGGGAUAGGAGAUAACUACUACAGUCAUCAGGUCACAAGAUCGGUGAGCGAUGAUGGUGCGAUAAGGC
This is a messenger RNA of Schizophyllum commune H4-8, 1003 nucleotides long. RefSeq lists its product as uncharacterized. NCBI's taxonomy places the organism in Eukaryota, Fungi, Basidiomycota, Agaricomycetes, Agaricales, Schizophyllaceae. The coding region runs from base 204 to 764 and encodes 186 amino acids. The record is from RefSeq and is a predicted model, not a curated record. The transcript has a single exon.